ACUCGCAGCUACGCGCACGACAAAUUUGGGACUUACAUGCUUACGUGUAAUUUCCUCUUCGUUAAUUUCGCGAGAGGACGUGUGCAACUGGGAGACCUCUCUCUUCCGACUCUCGCGUUUCCUUUUUUCCUCCCCCCCUCCCCUCUCUUUCCUCUCCCUCCCCCCUCGGAAAGAAUCCUCAUGCGAUACGUCUUCGAUCGUAGCGUGCGUCAAGAUGCGCGUUGAUUGAUCGCAAUCGCGAGGACUGACCGAGGCAACUUUGAAGUUUUAUUCUUCCUCUUUCAAACUCUUCUGCUCGUUCGUGCUUCCAAUUUAAAACUUGCAUUUGCGAUCCACUAAAUCCAUAUUUGUUUUCAAAAGUUUAUAAGAUCAAUUAAAAAAGUUUAGUCGUGAUGUUUGAUACGUAUGUAUAUCUAAUUUGCAAAGUACUACAGAUUUAAAAUUGCAUCUUAUUUGGUUACUCAAGUAGGUAAAUGGAACUUUCAAACAUGAAUGUGGGUUCAGUGGAUACAGGCGUUAUUUGGCAGAUCCAGGACUGAAUUUCCUACGGGCUAGUUUCACCAACGUCGAUUAACGCAAACCGUGAUUGACUGAGGGUUGGCUGUACUAACGUCGCUUAGGUUCUGACAUCGGUUAAGUCAAUUUUCUCUCUCCCUGUUCAUAUCGUAGGUAGAACUAUGAUCUACAAAGAGAUAGCCAUCGCUGAGCCAGAUUUGCUCGACCUACAUGAUUGAUGCAAUUCGGCUCAACUUCGUUCUCCAUCUACCUUACAGAGAGAAUGAAUGACGUGAUGAUUAGUAUAAUCAGGGAAUAUUUCCAGAGAAUAUUCCCAUCGACAACACGUCAAAUUAUAUUCUGUAUUACAACUGACACAAUCAGCAAAAAAAAGGAUUAAUUAAACUAUGGUUAGCGUUAAUCAACAAGCCAGUGAAACUCGCUUUUUGAAACUUGGCUGUCUUCAGCCUCGAAAUAAACGGUCGACAGCGGAAUCGUCCGUCCACUUUCCCGUUCUCUUUUGUACGCUGUUGGUUAUGGUGUAUAACUUGUUGCUCGCAGGCAAACAAACGUGCAGUGACCGCGGAUUGCAAUUUUACAUCUUCGAACCGGUCAUCGAUAGCAGAUUGCCAUGCUUGCUUUCGGAGAAGCCUUUUUUCUAUAAUUCCCCGUCUCCGUUCGAUACAGCAAUAAAAAUGAAGACCCGUCGACACACGUCUGUUAUUCAGAAGUGAUAGAGGAUGAGAGAAAAAUCGAGGCAAAGAGAAAGAAAAGGAAGGAUAGAACAGAAAUAUCGUAAAGGAUAUACGGUAUCCCGAUCGUAUCCUACUGUCGGCCAAGCUUCCUCGUUAUUUGCGGCUUAGGAUGGCUGUGGAGCAAACAUAGCCGUCGCCACCAUUCUCCGAUAUUUGCCACUGCGAUUAUCCCCUUUUCUCUCACAAGAUCAUGGAUAUUCGUCGCGACGAUCUCCCUCGAUCUCCGAGCUGAGAACUCGAUUGCUAGCCGAUUAUCGCCACCGGCGGAACAGAGUAAUGAUCAGAUGAUUUAAUCAUUUACUGCACCGGCGAGAAUCACCGAGAUGCUAACGCGCUAACGGAGGGAAAACUUGCUACAAAUCAUCGUCGCAAAAAUCAAGCACGAUGUCGUCGUUGCGAUAUACCACCAUCUCGUUGUUGUCCCAGCAUCGUUAACACCGAAGACGGUCUUGUGAUAAAUUUCCAGCACAUAGCGAAAUAAAUUGCAUCGUGGAUCAUCAGACAUACGUACGAAAGGACUGACAUCCCACAAAAAAAACCAGCAACCUCAAAGUCCAUGGAGUCUCGGAGCAGAAAAUUGCGCAAAAUGGGGACUAUGAGAAAUUCUGAAAUAGAGAUGGAAGUGUAUGAGGGGAGUAACCGGCGUUUAUCGGCCAGGUAUUGACCCUGCGUCUAUCAAAAACGAAAAAAGCUUCGGAUCCGCUCUAACGAAGACAGACUAUGAUACAUUAUUUAAUCAGAUGAUAAAUAGCGAACACUGAAGACGGAAAAUACACUUUACCGCGAUGGAGGCUCACGUCGAUCAAGCCGCAAACGCAACUGUGGAAAAUCCAGUCUUCUUCGAUGUACCAAUCAUCUUGAGAGCUAUCGUGCUCUGUCUUCUCAUACUCAUCACUAUUGUAGGGAAUUUGUUCGUGAUAGCGGCUAUUCUGUUAGAGCGAAACUUACAAUCUGUAGCAAAUUAUUUAAUUGUCAGUUUAGCUGUCGCGGAUCUUAUGGUCGCCUGCCUCGUAAUGCCUCUCGGAGCUGUUUAUGAGAUAAACUCGGGAUGGUCACUCGGUCCGGAGCUCUGCGACAUGUGGACUAGCAGCGACGUUCUGUGCUGCACAGCCUCGAUAUUGCAUCUGGUGGCUAUCGCGGUCGACAGAUAUUGGGCAGUCACCGAUAUCAAUUAUAUACAGGCAAGGAAUCCGAGAAGAAUCGGCAUCCUGAUCAUCACCGUGUGGGUGGUAUCCUUAGGAAUCUCAUUAGCGCCUCAGCUCGGAUGGAAGGAUCCUGAUUAUUUGGUCCGCAUAGCCCAAGGGACGUGUCUCGUGUCGCAGGAUCCUGCAUAUCAGAUUUUCGCAACUUGCGCGACGUUUUAUGUCCCACUUCUAGUUAUUUUAUUCCUGUAUUGGAGGAUAUUCCAAGCGGCGCGAAAAAGGAUUAGGAAGAGGCCUGGCACUAUUCUUCAACCGCCGCGUGAACGAAGAGGCAUCCUCAGGCUCGUCACGAGAAGGCCGCGCGAGGAGUCGACGGCGUUCACCAUCACGAGAACUACGCCAGACCACUCGUCCAUUUCGCCGGAGAAGUCAUCGUCAUACAACGGCGCGAAUGCCACACCAUCGACGACGGUAACACCGACGGCGAUCUCGACGACGACGACCACCACCACCACGACGACGUUGACAAAUCCGACCAGCACGAGCCAGCAGCCGGUAGUCAAGUGCACGAAGCGCACACGCGAGACGAUCGAGUCGAAGCGCGAACGUAAGGCAGCGAAGACCCUGGCGAUCAUCACCGGUGCCUUCGUCGCCUGCUGGUUACCGUUCUUUUUCACCACGCUGCUGCAAGCCACAUGCCAGACUUGUAAGCCACCCGAAGUCGUGUCCAGUGUGUUCCUAUGGCUCGGAUACUUCAACAGCACCCUCAACCCCGUAAUUUACACUGUGUUCUCGCCGGAAUUUCGGCAGGCAUUCAAAAGGAUGCUGUGCGGUGGUACACGGGGACUUCGCUGACAGUGGAUUUAAUUCCUUUGCUCCGUGCGCGCGACCGGAUAAAGAGGCUACGUGAAACUUUUGUAUAUGUAUAUAUAUAUAUAUAUAUAUAUAUAUGCACUCGCUUGCUAUCCAGCGGUUUCCUCGGUGUUGUGUAAUAUCUGGAUGCCCAACUCUAAGUAUUGUUAUAUUAAAUGAAUACUCGCGCGGUUUUCGCUGCGUAUUUUAGAUGCGAGAAUAUUGAGAGAAAUCAACAAUUAAUAUUAUAUUUAUU
This is a messenger RNA of Acromyrmex echinatior (Panamanian leafcutter ant), 3500 nucleotides long. It is a transcript of the gene 5-HT1, whose product is annotated as serotonin receptor. Lineage: Eukaryota; Metazoa; Arthropoda; Insecta; Hymenoptera; Formicidae. Gene Ontology annotation, cellular component: plasma membrane. Gene Ontology annotation, molecular function: G protein-coupled receptor activity. The record is from RefSeq and is a predicted model, not a curated record. Gene Ontology annotation, biological process: positive regulation of MAPK cascade; adenylate cyclase-activating adrenergic receptor signaling pathway.